This is a messenger RNA of Truncatella angustata, 1624 nucleotides long. RefSeq lists its product as uncharacterized. Bases 282 to 1463 code for a protein of 393 amino acids. The record is from RefSeq and is a predicted model, not a curated record. NCBI's taxonomy places the organism in Eukaryota, Fungi, Ascomycota, Sordariomycetes, Amphisphaeriales, Sporocadaceae. The transcript has a single exon.
UGUCAGUGUUGUCUCUGCUGGUGCUAGCAUUAGCAUUCACGUUAGCAUAGCCUCAACACUCCCCGCAUUGACAAACCCCUGGACUACUGUCUCGCGACAUCUACUUGGCAUCUCGCAGCCAUCUCGUCUCAUCCAAGAGAGCUCCGCCUCUUUCAUCUUUGUCGGGCCUUGAUCGGCUGCACACUAUUUCUUCACAUACUCCACAGAGCAGUCAGUAUACAUGCUGCAACAACAACAACAACAUCAUCAACAACUAACCCCACAACCACAAAUUCAACAAAAUGAAUCAAUCGCCUCACCCCAAGAAUUCAGGCCGACGUCGCGGCGGCCCCCGGAAUGGUACUCCUCAAAAGACAUAUGCAUCUGAGAAUGACGCUGCCAAUUACAGACAUGUCCUCUCCGACAGUCCCUAUACUCCCCAGAAGCUAGCAUCGAAUGUCGGCGUCGCUCAACCGCAGCAAAUCCAAUCAACAACCCAAAAGAAGUCUCGAAAUCGGAACCCUUCUGCUAAGAAGAACCGAGAUAAGCAAGAUCGUAUCAGUCCGACUCAACACCAGGCUAUUCCCAUUGCAUUUGCUGGCGCAUCAUUCCACGCUUCGCCCGCGCCCAACUCCUUACCGAUGCCCAGCUUCCUUGCAAGGACAACUUCCGCGCCUGACUCCCCCUGCCUGAAGCAGCCUCCUGCCACAGGUCCCAGCCAGGAACCGUCGCCGCCAACUACUGAUUCAGAGGGCGACAGCUCUCCUAGCCCCCCUUUGCCACCUGUCGCUCAUAGCGACUCUCCCUUGGAGUUCUUCUUCAAGGCUGAUCGUGCCGAGAAGGCUCGGACACGUAGAGCGAGCUCCGCUAAUGCAGCUGGCUUCCUUGCUGGCCCUUUCUCUCCCCCUCAUGAGUCUCCUCAUGAACCUAGAACGUUUCCUAGACCUCAGGGGGGCAGCAGCAUCGCCCCGCCACGUCGUCCGAUCAUUCAACGAAACCCGUCUUCUGGAAUUCCCCCUAGCGAGUUGGACGGUACCCCUGGCAGGCCUUUUGGCCAGGCUUUCUCAACUCCAUACUCUGAGCGUAUCAAGGCAGUGGCGCGCCCCAAGAACCCAUCUGCCCAAGCCACACCAUCCGUCGCGAGCAAUGAUGCUUCAGACCGUAGCGAGGCUUUGAAACGGUUUCUCGGGGUUGGAGCAGUGCCCGAUGCAACACAGCAGUCGAGCACACAGCAGCAGUCACCCCUUCAACAACGUCAACCCGCUACAUUACCCCGCGGCAUGUUUCCUGCAUCCGUAAUUACCGGCCAGGCGAGCCCUCACAGUGGCAGCUACUAUCAGCCAGCUCCUGGCCAAUCCAACUAUGAUCGGACACGCUUGCGGGGAGGCCAGUCUCAGCAUGGUAUCCCAGAAGACCCUCAUGAGGAACAGGCUCGAAAAUUGGAGGACAAUCUGCGCCGGGUAUUAAAGCUCGGUCCCAACUAAUUCGGAUUUCAAUCAAUCAAGUUAUCUGGCCUGUCCACACUGAGGUCAGUGUUUGACACAGUGCCAGUGCAGGUUUUACUGUGUGCAAACAUUAUGUACGCAGACCCGAAACUUGCGGUUUUCAUUUAUUCAAGGCGUUCGGCACGGAGUUUGAGGCGUCU